AUGAAUGCUGUCUUGUGUGGUGGACCUUGGAUUUUGGCUGGCCAAACUCUGAUUGUGAGAAAAUGGAAUCCUGAUUUUGAUCCUAUGAAUGAAGUAAUUGGGAAAAUGGCUCUAUGGGUCAGGAUUUGUGGUUUGCCAGUCAAGUACUUUAAGGAUUACACUGUUGCUAAGAUUGGCAAAAUCUUGGGGGAUGUGGUUAAGGUUGAUCAGGUCACCAUUGGCCAGGCUAGAGGUAAAUUUGUGCGGGGUAUUGAAGUUGACUUGAGUAAACCUUUGCGUCCUUAUGUUGAAGUUGAAUCUGUGGCGUAUAAUGUUAUCUAUGAAGGAAUUUCCUUGAUUUGCUUCGAGUGUGGAUGCUUUGGCCACUCUAAAGACAAAUGCCCUACUGUGUUUGAUGUGUCUCCUGCUCCUCCACAUGGUGAUGGUCCUAACUGUGGUAACAAUGAUCAGACCUUGGCUCCUACUGAGAAUUGUGUCAUGCAGCAUGAGAUGAAUACUCCUCAAUCUUCUUCUUCUGUGAUUAAAGAAGAUAUGGGCCCUUGGAUGCUUAUGAAUUACAGAAACAAAAAGAAAAAUGAUACUAGUGGAGCAAAGAAAAGUGUGAGUAAAGGUUCUAGAUACAAAAACUCCUGA
Molecule: messenger RNA, 633 nt
Organism: Rosa rugosa (rugosa rose)
Lineage: Eukaryota; Viridiplantae; Streptophyta; Magnoliopsida; Rosales; Rosaceae
Exons: 2
Coding region: 1-633 (210 amino acids)
Molecular function (GO): nucleic acid binding; zinc ion binding
Source: RefSeq, a predicted model, not a curated record